CUUCCUGCCGGGGGGACCAACACACCGCAGCCCCCAGUCCCGCGCCGGGUGGUGGCGCUCGGCCGCGGGGGGGCAGUGACGCCGCCCCGCCCCGCCCCGCCCCGCCCCCCCGCGCUGCCCGGCAGCGAAGUUCAGCCUCCCGCGCCCCGCUUCCUCCGCGCGCUCCGCCAGGAGCCGAGAGCCGCAGCUGAGCCGAGCCACGCCGCAGCCCGCGGGGAUCGCGCCCGGACCCGGCAAGUGAAGCCAUUGAAUUUGCUCUGAAGAAGUUCCAAGAUAGGUGCUGCUAGAUUUUAAUCAAGAACAGAAUGGGGAAGCAGAACAGUAAGCUGCGACCUGAGGUACUCCAAGAUCUCCGGGAGAACACUGAAUUCACAGACCAUGAGCUACAAGAGUGGUACAAAGGCUUUCUAAAAGAUUGCCCAACUGGCCAUUUGACUGUUGACGAAUUCAAAAAAAUAUAUGCAAAUUUUUUCCCUUAUGGUGACGCGUCGAAGUUUGCAGAACACGUCUUCCGCACAUUCGACACCAAUGGUGAUGGGACGAUUGACUUUAGGGAAUUUAUCAUUGCUCUGAGUGUCACCUCUCGGGGAAAGCUGGAACAGAAACUGAAAUGGGCAUUUAGUAUGUAUGAUCUUGAUGGCAAUGGAUACAUCAGCCGUGGUGAAAUGCUAGAAAUAGUGCAGGCAAUCUACAAAAUGGUGUCAUCGGUAAUGAAAAUGCCAGAAGACGAAUCCACUCCAGAAAAACGAACAGACAAAAUCUUCAGGCAGAUGGACACAAACAACGAUGUUUGUGAAUGAAAGACAUCAUGGCCUGCAUAGAAGGAACAGUUAUAAAUCCCUUCUAUUGCUCAAAAACCCUUCAAAGAAAAUAACUCUCUCAUAUCAGCCCUUUUACAACAUUUUUGUCUAGAGCGAAUCAUGCUUCUUUGAACAUGGUGUGAGUCAGAGAUGAACUGACAGCUUCCAAACUGAAGGUGUGAUCCAUGAGAAUUCUGCAAAAACUUGAAACUUUUGCUUAAAGCUCAGGAGCAGUCAGGUAGGAAAAGGUAAACAAGUGUAGCAAAACCCCCAGUUUUUCUUUUUUAAUACAUAUAUGUAUAUGAUAGAUAUGCAUUCCCUUCACUUCCCCGAUUAUUUCUAGCUUUUCUUUCUCUCCCUCUCUAUUCCCUAUAGACAAGCAUAAGCGAGCUCAGACUUAGGAUAAGCUUUAACAUUUUUAUUUUGGUAGCAAGUUUUUGGUUUUGGAUAUCCACUGUUUUAUAUUGUAUUAUUAUUAGGUUUGUAUUGAUUUUUACUGUUGUAUAUUGUAUUAUUAUAAUUUUUUAUUGAUUUUUAUUGUUUCAUAUGGAUAUUGUAUGGUUUAGGCCUGUGUUUGUAAGUGAACCAAAGUCAUGUCAAGUUUCCAUUUUGUAUGUCCAGUCUCCAUCUUGUAUCCUCUGCCCUGGCAUCCCCUGUGUUGCAACUGUAUGAGUCACAUAUCCCUCCCAUGUAAAUUGGUUCCCGGAUUAAUAAGAGUGAUUGGGAAUGACUGAAAUACAAUGGUAGCAGGCCUCUACUGAAUGGCCUGAAACAACCAGGCCAUCACCUCACAUUGAUUCAUCCAGGAACCACGGACCUCACCCAGGAACAGAGACAAGAACCCAGCAUUUGAAAGACAAAAGACCCUGCAGAACCAGCAACUCUACCAUUGUACCCCACCAUUACAGACACCCAAAACUGCACAUCCCUGCAUGGAGCACACAUGCUUAGUACGCCAGGGGCUGACCCUUGCCUAGGCAUGCCUCCUGUCACUAGGAUCACACAAGGUCUGCCCCUAUAAAAAGGGGCAGUGAAGACAGACGCAGUGGGACGCCCUCUCCAUCUGGACCAGCACCAUGCCACACCACCUAUCCACCCAGAGGCCCUGCCAGUGACCCCCCUCUGGACAACACCUGCUGGACAAGGACCCCUUUCCAGCCAGGAUAGGUAGCUAUCACCCCCCACCCUCUCUUCAGCCAAGGAUUUAGACUCUGCUUCUCUUCCCUACCUGGACUCCAGCCCUUCCACUGAGUCUCUUUCUCCUGCUGCCAGUGAGUGAGUGAGUGAGUGAGUGAGUGUGUGUGUGUGUGUGUACCAAUAACUUCAUGGGGCCGUGUAGUGUGUUGUAUGUGUAAUAAAAUUGUUAUUUGGACCCCUAAGGUGGGUUUUACUUUA
This is a messenger RNA of Alligator mississippiensis (American alligator), 2195 nucleotides long. It is a transcript of the gene HPCAL1, whose product is annotated as hippocalcin like 1. The transcript has 5 exons. Lineage: Eukaryota; Metazoa; Chordata; Crocodylia; Alligatoridae. Bases 306 to 800 code for a protein of 164 amino acids. The record is from RefSeq and is a predicted model, not a curated record. Gene Ontology annotation, molecular function: calcium ion binding.